AUGGCAGAACUAUUGAUACCUGUGGUUGCGGAGGCGGUGUUCUCCAUCGCGUUGAAUGAAGCAAUUAAGCAGGCGAUUAAAUUCAGAGACAGAGCAAGGAGCGUACUUCAUUUCAAGCAAGACAUUGAACAACUGGCUGAUCACCUGAAGAAGCUCCAUGACAAUCUGGAGAGUACAAUGCCUGACUAUAAACGAUUUGAAGUCAGCCCUUACGCUCAAAAUCCCCAGUAUAAGAAAUUGGUGAAAGCUAUAUUUAAAAUUGCUCAAGAUGCAGAGGAUAUUAUACAAGAUUGUCAACAUCCGAGGAAUCGGUGGCACCAGAUGCUUUUACCAGUUCUUUUGAGCAGAAAGAUUAAAUCUAUCCAACAACGGAUUGAAAAUUUGGAGAUCAAAGGCACUCCAAAUUGUGUGGAUCUGAUAGAAGGUAGAGCUGCGGCUGAUCCUGAACCUCCCGUGAUAGAAGCUGCAAUAAGGGUCCUGUCUAAUUCUAUCUCAACCCACUUUGAGUCGACCACUGGUGAAUUCCGGCGAACAACUCUAAGGCUGGCAAGUAUGAGAAGAAAUUCCAUUAAACGAAGAUCGCAGCCAAUAGAUGUUCAUCCAAUUGGGCUUCAUGAUCAGAUCAACUACAUCCAGAGCCUGCUGAUUAAGGACGAAGAAGGCAAUAUGCUGGGCAUCUACGGCAUGGGGGGUGCAGGAAAAUCCCUGCUGAUGAAGUGCGUGUGGAACGGCGAGGAUGUUCAAAAAUCAUUUGAAAGUGAUGCCCAGAUUUGGGUAACAUUCUCGGGGGGUCAAAUAUCUUGGUUGCAGAGGACCAUUGCGGAGCAAAUAUGCAUGCCCUUCGACCACUCUUGGACAGAAGAGAAGGGCAAAGCUGAGAUCUUCAGGUAUCUGGAGAAAAAGAAAUUCUUCCUGGUGUUGGAUGGAGUGCUGCCCAACGAGAGCGAUCACUUCUUAUCCCAUCUGGGAGUGCCGCCCAACAAUUCGAACGGAUCAAAAAUUGUUGUGAUUUCCCGUGAUAAAUGUGAUUUGAAAAGAAUUAAACCAGAUAUGCCUUUGAUCCCUGUGGAGCGCUUGUCAGAACCAGAUAGUUGGGAGUUGUUUAAGAGAUAUGCUUUUGGAAUCACUACCAGUGAGUCGGCCCUUCCGCCAGAGGUAUUGCGCAUUGCUGAGCAAAUAGCAAGCAAAUGCCACGGACAUCCUUUGGCACUCAAGGCCUAUGCUGCCGCCAUGGCUGGACAGACAGAUCCUCAGCAAUGGCGGCUGGCUUUGGGACGGACCAAAGCCGAUUACAGUUUCUUUGGCAAUCAUACCGAUGCUGAAAAACGCAUUUUUGAGUGUCUUCGCUCCAGUUAUGAAUCUCUUUCUCCGACUCUUAGAAUUGCUUUUCUCUACUUCGCAGCGUUUCCUGAAAAUCAUAAAGUGAGGACGGCAGACUUGAUUGAUCUCUGGACUGCAGAAAGGCUUUUCACUGCCGAAAGUCCUUCCGAGCUGGACGCCUAUGGUCGACGGCUGUUGAACAUAAUGAUUGAUCGUUGUGUGGUGGAGGGAGUCGAAGCCGGGUCUCUGGGCAGAGUGAGAAAAUGCAAGAUGCAUCCCAUGUUCCGCCAUUUGGCCACGCACAUUCUUGAAAAGGAGGACGAGGAUGAAGAAAGGAGUUUAUUCAAAGCUGGAGAUAAUUUGGCUGAAUUCCCUUCCAUGGAGAUCAGCCAACACAAACACCAGCGGAUCUCUCUUAUGUACAACCGCAUAACUUGUCUCCCUGAAGAGUUGAAAUGCCGGGAACUGCGCACUCUGAUCCUCCGCCACAGUGAACGCCUUUCUGUCAUUCCACCCGGCUUUCUCCAGGGUUUGACUCGGCUAAGAACGCUCGAUUUGAGCAUGACAGGGAUCGAAUCCCUGCCCGUGACUCUGGGGCGACUGAAAAGGCUGGAAUAUCUCAAUGUCUCGCGGACUAAGCUGAAAUGCCUGCCUAUAGCCGUCACUCGUCUACAGAGGCUGACGUAUCUCAACCUCUUUGAAUGUAAAGAGCUGGAAUCCCUUCCCCCUGAUAUGAACAAGCUGGAAGAGCUGCGCUACUUGAACUUGAGGCGUUGUGCUAAGUUGAGUUUCCUUCCAUUCCAAAUAACACGAAUCACGUCACUACAGUGCCUGAUUAUGGACGGUUGCGAUGGUUUACAGUGGAGGCCUCAGAUUUCCCCGCCGGAAAAUACUUUGCAGUAUUUCGGGUUGGAUGACCUUCAGUCACUUGUACAACUAAGGUAUCUGUCAUUUGUCUAUGCGACGGCAGGAAUUCCCAACGGUCUCCUCCGCAAAUUUCAGAGCUUGGAGAGGCUGGAGCUCUGCAGAGUCCCAUCGGCGAGUCUUCCAGAAGACAUACAAGAAAUCAAAACCCUAGAAGAUCUUCGACUGAGCAGGCUCCCUUGUUUAGUCCAGCUGCCCCGGUGGCUGUGCAAACUUGUUGGUCUGAGAAGAAUAACGCUGGAGUACUUGAAUGUGAAGGUCCUUCCACCUGCGCUAUUUGAAACCCUGCCUCUGCUGCGCCUUUUGGAGAUCGAAAACUGCAACGAAUUGACAGAGUUGCCAGUCGAGUUCGGCAAGGAAGGGGCAUUUCCAGCUCUGGAGGAGCUGAGAUUGGAGAAGCUGAAUGCGCUCAAGGAGUUGCCAGCGUUAGAGGAGAGAAGCAUGAGCAUGCUAAAGGAGUUCAGAGUGAGAUAUUGCCGGGAAAUAAAAAAUUUCCCCAAGGGCGUAGAAAACCUGAAGAAGAGUACGAGGAUAGAUAUCGUGGGAUCUAGUGGACUGAUAAGCAGCGUGGAGGAGAAGGGUACUGACAGGCAAAGGUUGAGAGAAUUUCUCGACACCUUGACCUGUUAG
Messenger RNA from Cryptomeria japonica (Japanese cedar), 2874 nucleotides. Its product is annotated as disease resistance protein RPS2. Lineage: Eukaryota; Viridiplantae; Streptophyta; Pinopsida; Cupressales; Cupressaceae. Gene Ontology annotation, molecular function: ADP binding; protein binding. Gene Ontology annotation, biological process: defense response to fungus. Bases 1 to 2874 code for a protein of 957 amino acids. The transcript has a single exon. The record is from RefSeq and is a predicted model, not a curated record.